AUGGCGUCCCAUGUGAGUGUGUUUGUUGUGGUGUUCAGCUGUUUUGCAGUGAGUGCUCUUACCGAUGAAAGCUGUCCGUUAUUUGCCACUCUUCACCCAUAUCCAAGUGGCGGUGCCAAGGAAUCGGAACAUGCAUUGCAUUACAGCAAGGCUCAAGUUUCUAAGCCAGCUCCAGACUGGACUGGCACCGGUGUUGAAAAUGGUGAAAUCAAAGAAUUAAAAUUGUCUGACUAUCGAGGCAAAUACGUGGUGCUGCUUUUUUAUCCUCUGGAUUUUACUUUUGUGUGCCCGACAGAGAUUAUUGCAUUCAGUGAUCAUGCAGACACCUUCAGAAAAAUCAACACAGAGGUGAUUGGUGUGUCUGUGGACUCCCAGUUCACUCACUUAGCAUGGAUUAAUACUCCCCGUAAGGAUGGUGGUUUAGGCAAUAUAAAAAUUCCUCUUCUCUCUGAUAUUACUCAUCAAAUAUCUAAAGAUUACGGUGUUCUUAUGGAAGACCUUGGACAUACGUUAAGAGGUUUGUUUAUCAUUGAUGAUAAAGGUAUUUUACGUCAGAUCACGAUGAAUGAUUUGCCAGUGGGACGUUCUGUGGAAGAAACAUUGCGUCUGGUACAAGCAUUCCAGUAUACAGACUCCCACGGUGAAGUCUGUCCAUGCGAGUGGAAACCAGGAAGUGAUACAAUUAUUCCAGAUCCUGAAAAGAAAAAAGAAUACUUUGAGAAGCACGGUGAUGAACUAUAGACAUCUUGUAUCACAGUUUUUCACAUUAGACAACAUAUUAAUAAUUAAUUCAGCUUUCUCAUUGUAACUAGGUUAGGAAACAUUUGGGGGUCUACUUGGACCAAAUAUUGUUCUAUUUGUUGCAGAUUGUCAUCUGUCAGUGUGUUAGAAUUAUUGUCAUAUAUAUUGUUAGUUCAAUCUACAAAGAUUGUAUCUACUUUCUACUGUAUGUGUUUAUUGAUGCAAUAAAAUAUGUAGUCCAUAUAUGGUAAUGUCCAUAUAUGGUAAUGUCCCCCGAGUUGACAUUGUGAUCAAAUCGAAUAGCAGAAUUCAAUAAUGAAUCAUCUUACACUUUAUGCAUUACCUCAUGUUCCUGAAAUAAGAAUUGCAGCUGACUUUUAAAGUUUAUAUCAUGUCAUUUUAUAAUCUUAGUGGAACAUUAUUCUGUUAAUAUUUCUCAAGGCGCUUGGAUUAGAUACUUUUAAAAUCAGCCAAGGAUCUUGACUUUGUUAUCUGGGUCGGAAUAUUAGCUUUGUUAUCUUGGUUGGGAUCUUUCUUUGUUAUUAGGGUUAGAUCUUGACUUUGUUAUCUGCUGUUACUUUGUGAUUCAGUUCUGUCAGUAUCUGUGAUGUAGUACUUAGUAUAUUGUGCCCUGUACCUAUUACAUAACAAGACAUACCAGUAUUACAGAGAACUCUUAAAUUAGUGUUAACACAUACGCUGCUAUGGUAUUGAUGCUUUAUAUUUGCCAGGGUGACUAUAUUCUUUAUUAAAUUGAACUUUAUACUAAAUAAAAAAAAAUAUAUAUUUUUCUCAAAUUCUCAAUGUAGACUUGUAUACAGUACCAAAUAAUCUAGUAAGCAGGAUAUACAUCACCGUACAUACUGUGAAUACUUAGUAUUAUAAAUACACAUGUUGAGUUACAUUUCAUUUUAUUAGCCUUCAAUAAUAAAGAUCUCUUCA
Molecule: messenger RNA, 1683 nt
Organism: Saccoglossus kowalevskii
Lineage: Eukaryota; Metazoa; Hemichordata; Enteropneusta; Harrimaniidae
Product: peroxiredoxin-2-like
Biological process (GO): cell redox homeostasis; cellular response to stress; hydrogen peroxide catabolic process
Cellular component (GO): cytosol; endoplasmic reticulum
Molecular function (GO): thioredoxin peroxidase activity
Source: RefSeq, a predicted model, not a curated record